AAAACAUACUUAUGAUGAACAUUUUCCGAGAAGGGAUUUUUUCCCCGCCCAUGCAAAUAAGCAUCAGUAUAUAUAAAGAAAAUCUACAGAAUCCUUCUUGUGUAACUCCAGGGCUUACAUGGACAGACCAAUCAACUAAUUUGACAUGAAAUUACAAAAGAAGACUUUUUGUCUGCUAUGGAUUUCGUUGAUGUUGAUUUUCAUUACGACAGAAGCUAGAUGGACGACAUCUACCUGGCAAUCGCUCGGAAAAAUUAGAACAAGUUUAAAGUCCAAUCAACAAUCGGCAGAACUAAGUAAAAUAGAAAAUUAUCUUAAAUAUCACGAUGUAUCGAACGCAAUUUCUCCAACAAUAGAAGCCGUUGGUGAUGCAGCUCCAUCUUUGACAAGUCGAGAUGUCACAGAAAUCGUCUCUGGUGCAUUAGACAUCAUGUCAGCAGUUUCAGUCCUGAUUCCAAAAGUCGGUCCGAUAAUAAGUAGCAUUUUAACGGUGAUUUCUGCAUUGAUAAGCGCAAUAGGUGGCAGUGGAAGUCAAACAGACAUUGGAUCGGUUGUUAAGAAUGCUAUCAAUGAAGCACUUAGUAGAUUCGACGAUUCCAACCUCAGAGCAGAAGCAUUCGGUACUUCCAAAGUAUUUGACGUUUCAUUAGCAUACCUCGACGGAAUAACCGAUAUAAAGCAACAUGAAGUUUCUGCUCUGUCUGCACAUGUUCCUAUCUAUUCUGGAGUUAGGUUCAUCGGAAUACUACAAUCAAAGAUAAUGGAGAGUUCAACAAGUGAUGAUAAGCAGCAGGUCAAACGGGCAAUUGAAUACACGCGACUUUUUGUAAAGCUCUCUGUCCUUAGAUCCAUUGUUAUGUGGAAAAUGUACAUCACUGUCAAACAAGCAGGACAUAGUGUGUCAACAGCAAAAAGCAUUCAAAGCGUUAUUAAAACUAUGAAAUUGAGAGACAAAAACUUCUUAAGGUUUUUGACGAAUCCUUCAUAUUCUCGAGCUGUUUUCUUUGCACACUUGAAUCCAUCUGAGUUGCCUGAAGUUUCGAAGUAUUUAAACAAAUGUCAACUUGCCUUUCAGAAUCUGGCAUUCUUAGGGGAAAGGUAUCACAGUUUACGAACCCAAAAAUGGUCAAGAUGGUAUGCUUAUAUGGACGAUGAUAAACAUGGUUCCAUGAUUGGAUCAACAAAUUUAAACAACCAAGGAUACUUCUACUUUGAAACAAUUUCGUCAGUAGACAAUACUUUCUACUUGAGUUCAGCGAAAUGGUCCGAAUGGUAUGUCUACAUGAAAGAUAACGAUGGUGGAACACUAAAUGGGUGGAAAGGAAAUCCCGGGUCUAGUGGACAGUGGAAAAUAAUCAGGUUAUAUGAUGGGUAUUACAUGUUGUCGCCAAAAAAGUGGCUUAACUGGUUUAUAUAUAUGAAAGACGACGAUGAUGGAACAAUUCGAGGUUGGAAAGGCAACCCUGGAAAACAAGGACAUUGGCGCAUAGAAUGAAACUCUAAGAAAAGAAACUUAUAUAUUAUUCAUUCUCUGUAACUAUUAACCAAGGGAUGGAUUUCUGAAAGAUUUAUUUUCUUAAGAAUUUGUUCAUUUUAUGAAUUCCUCAAAUAAAAUCAUUUUUAGAUAUU
Messenger RNA from Mytilus californianus (California mussel), 1629 nucleotides. Its product is annotated as toxin CfTX-A-like. The record is from RefSeq and is a predicted model, not a curated record. The transcript is spliced from 2 exons. The coding region runs from base 146 to 1495 and encodes 449 amino acids. NCBI's taxonomy places the organism in Eukaryota, Metazoa, Mollusca, Bivalvia, Mytilida, Mytilidae.